This is a messenger RNA of Staurois parvus, 214 nucleotides long. The record is from the annotation of a GenBank genome assembly. Lineage: Eukaryota; Metazoa; Chordata; Amphibia; Anura; Ranidae.
CUGUUAUUAAAUUUUGUAAAUAAGUGAUUUUUCUCCUUCACUGAUGUGCACUAAUGAGGCUGCAGUGAUGGGCACUGAUAGGCUUCACUGGUGGGCACUGAUAGGCGGCACUGAUGAGGAGGCACUGGUAGGUGGCACUGAUGGGCAGUGACAGAUAUCACUGAUGGGCACUGAAAGGCAGCACUCAUAGGUGGCAUUGAUGGGCACUGACAGG